Molecule: messenger RNA, 1488 nt
Organism: Cuscuta campestris
Lineage: Eukaryota; Viridiplantae; Streptophyta; Magnoliopsida; Solanales; Convolvulaceae
Source: the annotation of a GenBank genome assembly
CUCCUUCGUUUUCCUCCCAUCCCCAUCUCCGCUGCAUUGCAGAGCGAAGGCUCCAUCACCGUCCCCUUCUCCACCACAGUUGCAGCAGCGUUCCGGCGACGGCGGCGUAGGAAUAAGAAGGAAGAAGCUUCUGCGCCGUUCCAGAUCCGGCCUCUGCUCUUCUUCAGGCCCCACACAGGCUUUCAGAAGUAGUAAUUAGGCCAAAAGAACGAGGUCAAGUUCUAAUAGAUUGAUGAGUUAUCAUUUGGAAAUGCUCUGCCAUUGUAGAAAGCUUGUCCUUGGGUUGAUAUCCAUUAUCAGUUAUAUCUUCAUUGGUCCAGUAAUGAUUCAUGGGAGUAAGUGAGUGCUUCCUUUCAUUCAUCUCAAAACUCAUCUUCACUUUGUUCCUCAAAGAAGUUCUUGUUACGAUUUUUACAAUGUUUGAUUGAAACUAUUUUCAACUCAGUUUAUUUGGGAAUUGGAAGAUUUUUUAAAAAUUCAAAAUUCAUAUAUUUGAAAAACUACAUCAAAACGUCUACGAAAGCGUUUAUUACUAUGUUUGAUAACAUAGAAGACCUUUUUUUGGGACCAAGGGAGUAGUAUUUGUUUGAUGGCAUAAAAUUGAUGUCGUGUCUUGUUAAAAUUCGUUCGUGGUGAUUGCUUUUGUAUUUGAGCCGGGGGUCUCUUGGAAACAUUCUCUCCACUUCAUAGUAGGGGUAAAGUUUGUGUAUACACACUCUCCACACCCUACGUUUUGUGGGAUUUUACUGGGUUUGUUGUUGUUGUUGUUGUUGUUAUUGUUGAGUGAAUGAAAGUACAACAUCAAGCAAUUUUACUAUAGGAUUGAGACCAAAUUAUUGCAUGUUGGGGAGGAACUCCAUAAGGAAACUAUUCCAUUACAGUCAGGAUCUCGUCUAUACCAUUUGCAAGGACUGAAGUCCCACACAUGAUUCCAGCCACUUUUUUAUUACAACUGAAGAAAGGUGGUUCAGAGAUGGAGCUAAAUCAAGGGAGAAAGUUACUGAACACUGAAAAAAUAAUUUUCAAGACUGGAAGCUCCGACAUUCUCAAUGAUCAGGAUGGUAUGUUUGUUCUGGUAACAGUGGAGCCUGAGGGGGUUGUUGCAAUGCCCGGAGUGCAGGAAAGAGAAUUCAUCAUGUUUAAUAUAGUUUGUGAUGAACUAUAUUUGGGCAUUCCAGAGAAAGCGUGGUACGUUGUCGUGUUGGCAGUGCUGUGUUUGGGAGUCGCGUUUGUAAUCCCGUUGUUUCUCCAGCCUUAUUUUCUACCAAAGGGUUCAAAGAAGAAAUGUAGUCAAUGAGGAUGAGAUUGUUUUGUUUUGAAGGAUUCUUAAUUGAGUAUUAGCCCUGUCCUUCCUUAUACUCAAAUUACUGCUCUCAUGUAUCAUCAAUAUGUAGCCUGAAAAAUAAUGUACUCCCUCCGUCCCGAUUUAUAUCGCCCGUUUUGACUUUGGGGUAUAUUUAAGGAUUGGAAAAAAUGGCAUUGACCUUC